CGUCAUCUGUAAAAGUACAACAUUGAAUGUUAUGUUAUAAUCUACAAAAAUAAUGACGGAUUUCUUCAAAUCCGCUUUCGGUGUGUUAACUGGGAAUAUAUCUGGACCAGAGAAUGAUUUUGUUGGACAAGUUGUGGAACUAGGACAGCAAAAACUUCGUGUACGAAGAGUUAUAGCGGAAGGUGGCUAUGCUUUUGUGUAUGUUGCACAAGAUGUCACCACUGGAAAAGAUUAUGCCCUUAAGAGGUUACUUGCCCAUGACAAAGAAAAGAACCAAAUGGUUAUAGAUGAAAUCAAAUUCCUUAAAAAGCUAACAGGUCAUCCCAACAUUGUACAGUUUAUUGCUGCUGCCUCAGACUCGGACAAAGGACAAUCAGAGUAUCUACUGCUAACGGAGCUCUGUACAGGUCAGCUAGUUGAUGUGUUGAACAGUGCUGGCUCACCAUUACCCUGCAAUGAUGUUAUUCAGAUCUUUUACCAAACGUGCCGUGCAGUGCAGCACAUGCAUAGACAAAAUCCCCCAAUUAUUCAUAGAGAUUUAAAGGCUGAGAAUCUGUUGAUAAGUUCUAAACACAUGAUCAAGCUGUGUGACUUUGGUAGUGCUACAACAACAACACAUUUUCCUGAUGGCUCCUGGUCAGCAAUUCAACGAAGUCUGGUGGAAGAUGAGAUUGCCAAAAACACAACACCUAUGUAUCGUGCACCUGAAAUGUUAGACCUUUAUCAAAACUUCCCGAUCUGUGAAGCUAGUGAUGUUUGGGCUUUGGGGUGUUUACUAUAUAUGCUUUGCUUUGGUAACCACCCAUUUGAGGAUUCAGCCAAGCUGAGAAUCAUCAAUGCUAACUACACCAUUCCAAGUGCAGACACCCAGUACACAGUUCUGCAUGAUCUCAUUAAGAGUAUGCUACAAGUGGACCCAAAUGACCGACCAACUGUUCAUGAUAUAGUUGACAGACUUCAAGAAAUAGCAAUAGCUAAAAAUGUCAACUUAAAAGGACCUUUACAUAUAGCAGAAAAUAUUCCAGCAAAUAUAGUAAUAGACAGUGCAGAAACACAUCGGCGACCUAAUUCUGUGUUCUAUGAUGAGGGGGAGAGAGCUGAGAACUAUCCCCCACCCCCCACACAAAGUGCAAAUGCUUCCUCAAUAUUCAACUCUUUGAGAGGUGGAGCUGGAAAUUUGAUGAAAAAUAUUAAAGAUGCAUCAGCAAAAGUUAUAGAAACUGUAUCAGCUACAAUGGGAAAGACAGAUUUGGACAUCAGCUACAUUACAUCAAGAAUCGCAGUGAUGUCAUUUCCAGCUGAGGGAGUAGAGUCUGCUUUUAAGAACAACAUUGACGAGGUCCGCAGUUAUUUAGAGAGUAGGCAUAAAGACUGUUAUGCCGUGUACAAUCUGUCACAAAGGACAUACAGAGCCAUCAAGUUUGAGAAUAGAGUGUCUGAAUGUGGAUGGCCUCCUAAGAAAGCUCCUUUACUUACCAGUCUCUUUCAAGUCUGUCAGAACAUGCUUCUGUGGCUGCGACAGAAUCCAAAAAACAUCUGUGUCAUUCAUUGCAUCGAUGGCAAAGCUUCAUCUGCAACUGUAGUGGGGGCAUUCCUGUCAUUUGUCCAUCUGUUCGAGUCACCUGAACAAAGUAUUCACAUGUUCUCCAUGAAACGAGGCCCACCAGGAGUCACUCCUUCACAGAAAAGAUAUAUUGGAUAUAUAUCUGACAUGGUUGCUGAUACUCCAUAUGUUCCCCACAACUGUGCUGUUCUACUGAAAUCUAUGACAUUAUCCCCUGUUCCACUUUUUAACAAAAUGAGGAAUGGAUGCAGACCAUUUGUUGAGGUUUAUGUUGAUGAAGAAAGGAUCCUCACAACUUCUCAGGAAUAUGACAAAAUGAAAGGUUAUCAGGUAGAAGACGGAUCAGCUAUACUUCCUGUUAACACCACGGCUUUAGGAGAUGUUACUGUUGUUGUGUACCAUGCCAGAUCUACUUUUGGGGGCAAAGUUCAAGGAAAGAUAACAUCUAUGAAGAUGUUUCAAGUUCAGUUUAACACUGGAAUGGUCAGACCAGGGACAACAUCAAUGAAGUUUACACAAUUUGAUUUAGACCAGUUAGAUACUGCUGAAAAAUAUCCUGAACUGUUUUGUGUAAUGCUGGAUUUAGCUGUGUCUAAGAAUGAAAGGCCUACAAAUAAAGGACAACCCUGGAAAUCCUUUGAUGGCUCAAAGUUAUCCCCCAAGAUUCUCUUUUCCAACAAAGAAGAAAUGCAUGACACAUUUAAAGAUUACGGAGUGACAAAAAGAGCCAAGUCUCAGUUAUCUAGAUCAUCUAGUCAGAGUUCUAGUGGACAGACCAGCCCAGAACAUGUUCCAAACAUGCCCAACAAGGAGUCCUCAACAGAGAAUCAGGACCAAAGAAAAGAAAGGAUUACAAAAUACAAUGAAGAGAAAUCAAAAGCAAAUGUGGCUUCCAGUGCAGCAAGUUUUCUUUCCUCUCUGUCUUGGCAGAAUUCACAUCAAGAAGAGAACCAAGAUAAGGAUAAACAGAGCAAUUUUUUAAGCAGAGAGGAGGGGGAAGGGUUAUUGUCUGGUAGUGAUGAUGAUGAGUUUGCUGCACUGUCAGAACAGAGGAGCAAACCUGUCAAUGCAGAGACUUUGUUAGAUUUUAGUGAGGACAAAAGUGAUGUAAGGAAAACUGAGGAACAGGUUAAUUCAUCAGAUAUAGGAGAUAAAAGCAACAAUGAACCUCUAAAUCAACAACAAACAUUUGAUCCGUUUGCAGACUUUGGUUCCUUUAGUUCAAACAAUGAGGUUCAGUCAAACAAAGACUCGAGAUCUACAGAGGAAAAUGGUUUCUUAUUUGAUGCAUUCCAAGACCAUAGUUCAGCAAACUUAAAAACAAAUGGAAGUGUAUCAAAUGUUGAUAACUUGCUAGAUUCAUUUUCAUCAAGUACUGAACAAUCACAAACAACCAAUACAAAGAAAGAUGACAUGUUUGACUUUUUAAAUGAUACUUCCAGUGGGUCUAAGGAUGAUGUUAAUCUCUUAGGUUCCUGGGACAUCCACAAUGUAAAAGAUUCUAUUCCCACUGUUAACAUUCCCAGAAACAACUCUAGCUCGAGCAUGCAUCAGAGUAGCUCUGCUUCUAACUUUCAACAGUUUUCAGGAAUGGGCAAUGCAAACAUUCCAAGAAAUAGUAGUGGGACGUUUACAACCGGCCAAAAACAGCCAUUGUUUGGCCAGAGUCGCUCAGGAAACAAUUCCCCUCUCACAAUAGGUCAAAAUGUCAAAGGACAAUCUACAAAUUCAUCAUAUGACCCUUUUGCUGAAUUUGGUAACCUAAGUGCUGGUAGUAAAGGUAAUUUCAGUGGUAGUUUUCCCAACUUGAACAAACCUCCACAGCAGCCAACCCCUAAACCACCAGCAACUAGUGGACCUAAAACACAAGGGUCACCCAAAGUUGCAAGACCCCAGAAUCCUCCAAAACAACAGACUUACAGUAAACCUAAUUACAAUGUUGGAGGAUUUGUCACAGGCGGAAGAGAUGAAAGGGGCACUAGAAAACCAUUUGGUCCAAAGCCUCAAGUUAGUGAAAGUGCAUUUGAAGAUCUCCUUGGUAACCACCAGUUUACCAGCUCCAAACAGAGCAGUACACCAAAAACACUGGGAGCCAUGAAAAAGCAACAGAGAGCUGAAGAAAUGGAUCCAGACAAAUUAAAAGUUUUGGAUUGGAUAGAAGGGAAGGAACGUAAUGUGAGAGCUCUGCUGUGUUCAUUAGACAAAGUGUUGUGGGAUGGUGAAAAUAGGUGGCAACAGGUUGGCAUGCAUGACUUAGUGACGGCAGACCAAGUGAAAAAAGUCUAUCGUAAAGCUGUGCUCUCUGUCCAUCCUGACAAGCUUGGUGGAUCACCCCAUGAAGCCUUAGCAAAGUUGAUAUUUAUAGAACUGAAUGAUGCCUGGGCGCAGUUUGAGGAGGAGGGCAUGAAAUCCCUGUAUUAGGAUUCCUCAUCAUGUACAUUGCAUAAGUCUUUCUGAAAGGACUCCGCAUUGAAAGUUUGCCACUUCAGAAACAUUAUGAUUGGAUACAUGUAUUUAUAUAAACUAUUGACAUUAUCAUACAAAGUGAUAGAAUUCAUUGUAUUACACUCAUAUGGAAUAUUUAUGGAUUAUGCACUGGAAUCAAUUUUCUCUAAUUUGUAUUUUGUACAUUUUACUUUUAGAUCACAGAUUUUAUUUUCUUGGUUUACAGUUUUAUUUUGUUCCCCCCCCCCCCCCCCCCCCCCCCCCCGAAAAAAAAACAACAACUACAAACAAGCACACACACAUGCAUAAAGUUUAGAAUGUUAUUAUAGAAAGAGUUACUGCUGUUUUUGUAUGUGCUUUUGUUGAUUUUUAUGUCUAUAACCCCCUUCCUGUCUGGGUUAUGCCUUUGUAUUGAAGUAUUAAACUGAAAGUGUUACUUGUCAUAACCAUAAACCAAAUUCAUAAUUUCAGUCUUUUUUUUUUCUUUUUUAGAUUGUAAGGCUUUUUAUGGUAUUUUACAGUUGUCACAUGAGCACUAGAAGUAGUGUUACAUUUGGACAUCUGGGGUCAGUAAGAAUAUAGGUAUAAACAAAUCAUGCACAAUAUCAUUUUUUUUUAAAAAAAAACACCUUUUACACAUGUAUAUGUUUCUGUAUAAUGUAAUGCAAUUUUCACAGUUGGUAUAUUUUGCAAAUAACCAGAAGUUUUUAUUACAUGAGCAAUAUUUUAUCAUGUUUACAUUGUACAUCUAAUUAAAAAAAAACAAAACAUAUCACAAUGCUUGAAAUAUGAAAACUGUUUCAAGGCAACAAAAUUGCAUUUUGAUAUUUUCUUUUUCUUCUUGGUCUAUAUUUGACUAUUGUAUUUGAAUCAUUUUGAGCUCUUUUCAUUUCCCCUGGGUAAAGAAUUCUGAGAGAAACAACCAAGCAGUACUACAUAUAAACCCUGCUUACUCUAGAGUAAAGCAUGUAUGGUAGAAAACAAAUUACAUGCAAACUCUUAUUAUUAAAUUAAGUGAUGAUAUGUCUUCUUAAGUUAUUAUAACAGCUUCUAUCUUGAUUCAUACUCUUAUGUGGCAUUAACCUUGCAUAUAUGGAUAAGAAUAUACAUAUGUACAUUUUUUUUUUGUGAGAUUUUUUUUAACAGAGCCAGAUGUGAUAUGAAAGUAACUUAACAGUAGUAAUUGUGUUUAAAAAGUUGCUGAUGAAACUUUUAUGUAGAGGACAAUGUCCCUCCUUUUUAACACAAAACAGAUUCUUUAGAUUGUGUUAUUUAAUUUUGCUGGUAUGGUACCGUAACUAUUAUUAUUUUUCUGUGAAAUUAACCACCGCUGAAUAAAAUUAUCAGUUCACAAGAUAAAUUAUCUGUUACAAGGCACACACAUAUAAUGUGAAAUAAAGCAAUUGAUACCAUUGUAGAAAAUCAUGAAGUUUAAGCACUGUGGAAUUAAAAUGACUUGCAGUACGUAAAUUAAAAUUUUUUUAACUUGAUCAAAAUUUUGUUCCAUUUCCCCUUUGUUAUUCACUGGGGAAAAAUGCCAUAGGUUCUUAAACAAAAAUCUUGUUUUUAAUUGAAAAUAAAACAACCCAGUAAAUGAUAUUAUUCUGGGUCAGAAAAUAUUUCUUCUACAAUUACCAAUCUACAUGUAUAGAUUAACGUGUUGAAGUACAAGGGAAGUGAAACAUAUUAUUUCAAGUCUCACUGGUGUACACAAGCUUUUAUUUUUUACAAGGAUUUGUUUUGUUUGAAGUAGCAAAUGUUAUAUCUAUGAAUUGUUGAUUAUAUUAGAACAGACGAAAUAUUAAUUUCCUUAUAUAAUAAAACAUGUGUAAAUGAAAAUGUUGUAAUUCUUAAAACAUAUUGAGAGUAAGCCUGCGGGAUAGUUGACUUGCAUGUGUUGUAGUGGUAGGUCCUAUGCAUUGUUCUGAGCAAUCUUGUAUGAAAAUGAAGUAUUGUUAUUGAAGUUGUAUAAUUAUUUAUAAUAGAUCCUGUAAACAAACAUAGUCUAACUAUUUGACGUGUAGUAUAUGGGUAUAAUAAAGCAUUCCACGGAUUGA
Saccostrea echinata is the source of this 6066-nucleotide messenger RNA. Its product is annotated as cyclin-G-associated kinase-like. Bases 53 to 3985 code for a protein of 1310 amino acids. Lineage: Eukaryota; Metazoa; Mollusca; Bivalvia; Ostreida; Ostreidae. The record is from RefSeq and is a predicted model, not a curated record. Gene Ontology annotation, biological process: regulation of clathrin-dependent endocytosis; positive regulation of Notch signaling pathway; protein phosphorylation. The transcript has 24 exons. Gene Ontology annotation, molecular function: ATP binding; protein serine/threonine kinase activity; AP-2 adaptor complex binding. Gene Ontology annotation, cellular component: cytoplasm.